AAUCCUCCACAACAGCUCACAACAGCACCACAAACUAGUGUAACAACAGCUGAAUCUUCUACAACGGUUACAACAACAGCAGCGCUCUCAACAACCACUACAACUGUUACUGAAUCAUCCACCGCUACUGCAGGAGUUACCACAACAGCACCACAAACUAGUGUUACAACAGCUGAAUCUUCCACAACAGCCACAACAACAGCAGUGCCCUCAACAACCACUACAACUCUUGCUGAAUCAUCCACCACUACUGCAGAAGUUACCACAACAGCACCACAAACUACAGUUACAACAACUGAAUCCUCCACAACAGCUACAACAACAGCAGCAACAUCUGAACCAUCUGCAAUUUCAACACCAACAGGUUCUUCCUCUGUCACAGCAACUCUUACUGGGUCAUCCACCACUAGUGCACCAGUCACUGCAACAGCAUCUCAAACCACACCGUCCUCUUCGACUACUCCCUCUUCAACUGCUUUUCAUACCACAACUGUUAGCACAGCUGAAACAUCCACAACAUCAGCAACUUCAACACCAACAGGUUCAUCCACAGUCCCAAAAUCUAUUACUGGUACAUCCACCAGUAGUGCAGCAAUAACCACAACAGUGGCACAAUCUACAGUUUCUACAGAGUCUACAGCUUCUACAGCAUCUAACGCUUCUACAGAACCUACAGUGUCUACAGCUGCUAUAGCUUCUACUGUAUCCACAGCUUUUACAGCAUCUACAGUCUCUACAGGGUCUACAGCGUUGAAUGCUUCUACUGUAUCUACUGUCUCUACAGUGUCUAACACUUCUACUGCAUCUACAGCUUCUACAGCAUCUACAACCUCUACAGCAUCUAACGCUUCUACAGCAUCUACAGCUUCUACAACAUCUACAGUCUCUACAGAGUCUGCAGCGUCUAACGCUUCUACAGCCUCUACAGCAUCUACAGCAUCUUCAGUCUCUACAGAGUCUGCAGCGUCUAACGCUUCUACAGCCUCUACAGCAUCUUCAGUCUCUACAGAGUCUGCAGCGUCUAACGCUUCUACAGCCUCUACAACAUCUACAACUUCCACAGCAACUACUGCAAAAAUAGUACCUGAAGUGCUAACAGAACUGGAGUUUCGCUCUUUUGAGACAUUUACAGAUGCACUCAGCGAUAUCAAGAGUGAGGAGUUUAAGAAUAGGUCUAAACUUGUCAGGGAUGAGCUUGAGCCUGUCUACAAAAUCAAGUAUACUAACUUCCUCAGAGUGAUUGUCCUAGGAUUCAGACCAGGGUCAAUCAUCACCUCAACACGACUAGCUUUCAGCUUCAACCAAACUAUCCCAUCCGUUCAAGAGAUUUCAAACACCCUCUUGACAGCAGUGGGAACAGGAGAUGUCAAUUUACUGAAGAUAAUCCCUCAAUCAAUUUCAGUCAAUGGUUCAGCUGCAACAGUCGCUCCCACAGCAACUACAGCAAGUACAACAACUACAGCAACCACAGCAACCACAGCAACUACAGCUUCAGGCGGAUUAAAGAUUGAAUCCAGUCUGUUCCAAGCAACAUGCCUCAUUAUUAUGUCUAAAAUAUUAAACUUUUUCCUAUAGAUCCCUUAAACAUAUAUCAACCAAACAUGAGAGUUCAACAAGACACACUGUAACAAAUUAAUUCAACACAAAAUGUAUUUAUUAUUAUAAUUAAAUUGUAUAUAGUAUUUCCCACUCUCACAUACUAGUAUAGAGCAAUAUAAAGAUACGUUUGAUAAUGCAUUGUUCCUGAAGAACUUAACAGUAGAUAUCUGUUUAACAGCAGGCUGUUUUCUGGGAGGGAGAAGUAAAUAUUUUUCCGCAUGCAUUUCCUUUAAUUGUAAACAUUGUAAAUGUUGUUUAACUGUUUUGAGGUUAAAUACUGGUUAUACUACUUCUUUUUGUUUGUCUAAUAAGUUCUAACAUUGUAAUAUGUCAUAUUUUAAUGAAAUAAAAAUAUGUAUUAAA
This is a messenger RNA of Sinocyclocheilus anshuiensis, 1962 nucleotides long. Its product is annotated as mucin-22-like. The annotation marks the transcript as partial. Lineage: Eukaryota; Metazoa; Chordata; Actinopteri; Cypriniformes; Cyprinidae. The record is from RefSeq and is a predicted model, not a curated record. The transcript is spliced from 4 exons.